Messenger RNA from Oncorhynchus keta (chum salmon), 2049 nucleotides. It is a transcript of the gene hacl1, whose product is annotated as 2-hydroxyacyl-CoA lyase 1. Gene Ontology annotation, biological process: fatty acid alpha-oxidation. The record is from RefSeq and is a predicted model, not a curated record. NCBI's taxonomy places the organism in Eukaryota, Metazoa, Chordata, Actinopteri, Salmoniformes, Salmonidae. The transcript has 17 exons. Gene Ontology annotation, molecular function: catalytic activity; magnesium ion binding; thiamine pyrophosphate binding. Bases 211 to 1917 code for a protein of 568 amino acids. Gene Ontology annotation, cellular component: peroxisome.
UAAACGGGUCAUGCUUUGGGCAGCAGUGCCAGAAGUCGUCCAGUCACUCAAAUUUGCACUCUGUGGAGUAAGUGGCUAUCGAAAUAUCUAUCGAUUGUCGCUACUCAUAUAAUCCAUUUUGUAAUGCGGACAAAAACCAAUGAUUUGCAAGAGAUCUAAAAACGACGUAUAAGCUAUUGAGUAUCACUAACAGAUUUCUGAACAGUAAUAAUGGAAGAUGUGACAGGCGCUCAGCUCAUUGCUGAGGCACUAAAAGCUCAGAAUGUAGAAUAUAUGUUUGGAAUAGUUGGUGUUCCAGUCAUUGAAGUGGCUAUGGCAGCUCAAGCCUCAGGAAUCAAGUAUGUGGGAAUGCGCAAUGAACAAGCUGCUUGCUAUGCUGCGUCUGCUGUUGGUUACCUCACUGGACGUCCAGGGGCGUGUCUGGUUGUGUCUGGACCGGGACUCAUUCAUGCUCUUGGUGGAAUGGCCAACGCUAACAUGAACUGCUGGCCUGUGAUUGUUAUAGGAGGCUCCUCCGAUCAAAACCAGGAGACCACUGGGGCGUUUCAAGAGUUUCCACAGGUGGAGGCGUGCCGACUGUACAGUAAGUUCUCAGCUCGGCCCAGCAGUCUGGAUAUGAUCUCCUCAGUGGUAGAGAAGGCAGUACGCACUAGCAUGUAUGGACGUCCCGGGGCUGUAUACGUAGACCUAUCUGGGGAUAUGGUCAAUGCUAAAGUGGACAGGAGCAGAGUCAGAGAGGUGCCCUGUUGUCCACCUCCUCCAGUGAGUAUGGCUGACCAUAUGGCGAUCACAGAAGCACUGGCUGUUCUAAAAGGAGCCAAACGGCCUUUACUCAUCAUUGGGAAAGGUGCAGCCCAUGGAAGAGCAGAGGGGGUUCUGAGGGAGCUGGUGGAGGGGUGUGGCCUGCCCUUCCUGCCCACCCCCAUGGGUAAAGGGGUGCUGCCUGACGACCACCCCAACUGUGUUGCUGCUGCCCGCUCCAGAGCUCUGCUCCAGUCUGAUGUUGUGGUCCUACUUGGUGCCAGGCUCAACUGGAUCCUGCACUUUGGCCUUCCCCCCCGGUUUGACCCCCAUGUAAAGGUAAUCCAGGUUGAUCUAUGUGCAGAGGAGAUGGGGAACAACAUGCAACCUGCUGCGGCUCUCCUAGGGGACGUCAAUGCUAUUGUCAAGCAGCUCCUAGAGUAUGUUCAUAAGGAUGGCUGGAAGUAUCCAGCUGAUACAGAAUGGUGGACCACAUUGAAAGAGAAGAUGGCUGCUAACGCAACAAUGACAAAGGCAUUAGCUCUUCAGUCAACAACACCCAUGAACUACUACCAAGUGUUCCACCACAUCUCCCAGCUGCUGCCCCACGACUGUGUCAUCGUAAGUGAGGGGGCCAACACCAUGGACAUUGGGCGUACCAUGUUGAACAACUACCUUCCUCGACACAGGUUGGAUGCUGGCACCUUUGGGACGAUGGGGGUGGGUCUGGGCUUUGCCAUCGCGGCUGCAACAGUGCAGAGGAACCAGAACACAGGCCAGAGGGUGGUGUGUGUGGAGGGGGACAGUGCCUUUGGAUUCUCUGGGAUGGAGGUAGAGACCAUGUGCAGGUAUAAACUCCCGGUGGUCAUCAUCGUGGUCAACAACAACGGGAUCUACAGCGGCGUGGAUGCAGAGACGUGGGAAAUGAUGGGGAAGAUGGGAGAUCUCACCACUGUAGCCCCCCCUGUGACCCUGCUGCCUGAAGCCCGCUAUGAUGAGGUCAUGAACGCCUUCGGAGGACGAGGGUUCCUGGUGCGGACAGAGGAGGAGCUGCGUAGUGCCUUACAGCUCAGCCUCAGUGACUGGGAGAGACCUAGUCUCCUCAACGUCCUCAUAGACCCCUCCUCAGACAGGAAGCAACAGGAGUUUCCAUGGCUAACUCGUUCCAACCUGUAGGCCAGUGAGGAAGACCUGCUUCCUUCUGCCAACUGAUGGACAAAUUGGGUACAUCCCAAAUGGCAACCUCUUCUCUAUAAGUUUCAUUCUCUAUGGGCUCUGUUAAAAGUAGUGCACUAAUUAGGGAAUAUG